CCAAAACAGCCCCACGGUAAGCAGCAGUUCGCACCUCUGAAGCCCCCAAGUCCGCAACAAACAAAAAAGGCAGAACGAAAGAGUGCAGGUCAAAACCAGACAGGAUAGCAGCUGUCCACGCCACACAUCACCGCAUCACACACAGAGAGAGAUCCACUCCACCAACAACGAUGUCAUCACGCAAAACCGCCGGUCGCCGUGCCACCACCAAAAAGCGCGCCCAGCGCGCCACCUCCAAUGUCUUUGCAAUGUUCGAUCAGGCCCAGAUCGCCGAAUUCAAGGAGGCCUUCAACAUGAUCGACCAGAAUCGCGAUGGCUUCGUGGAGAAGGAGGAUCUGCACGAUAUGCUUGCCUCGCUGGGCAAGAACCCCACCGAUGACUACUUGGAUGGGAUGAUGAACGAGGCACCCGGACCGAUCAACUUCACCAUGUUCCUCACUCUGUUCGGUGAACGGCUGCAGGGCACCGAUCCCGAGGAUGUGAUCAAGAAUGCCUUUGGCUGCUUCGACGAGGAGAACAUGGGUGUUCUGCCCGAGGAUAGGCUACGCGAGCUGCUCACCACAAUGGGCGAUCGAUUCACAGACGAAGAUGUGGACGAGAUGUAUCGGGAGGCGCCGAUCAAGAAUGGGCUGUUCGAUUACCUCGAGUUCACGCGCAUACUCAAGCACGGUGCCAAGGACAAGGAUGAGCAGUAAAUCCAGAUACGCCAACAGCCAAGCGGCGUGCACCCAAGCUGCCUCUCCAAUCCACUCCACUCCACUUCUCCACUCUAGCAUGGAGCCUGUCCACAAUUAUCCAAAUCCAUUAAGAGUUUCAUUUAACUUUA
Molecule: messenger RNA, 826 nt
Organism: Drosophila miranda
Lineage: Eukaryota; Metazoa; Arthropoda; Insecta; Diptera; Drosophilidae
Product: myosin regulatory light chain sqh
Exons: 3
Coding region: 171-695 (174 amino acids)
Biological process (GO): post-embryonic development; locomotion
Cellular component (GO): myosin II complex; cytoplasm
Molecular function (GO): calcium ion binding; myosin heavy chain binding
Source: RefSeq, a predicted model, not a curated record